Xyrauchen texanus (razorback sucker) is the source of this 2180-nucleotide messenger RNA. Its product is annotated as interferon gamma receptor 1-like. Lineage: Eukaryota; Metazoa; Chordata; Actinopteri; Cypriniformes; Catostomidae. The record is from RefSeq and is a predicted model, not a curated record. Gene Ontology annotation, molecular function: protein binding. Bases 81 to 1076 code for a protein of 331 amino acids. The transcript has 7 exons.
GACGCACGAGCACUAAGCUGAGGCAGGAAAGAACCCGUCUGAAAUAGGAUUGUCAAGGUUUGGAAACCGGUGUUAUCACAAUGUCAACGGAUCCGGCAUUCACGAUUUGGGUGUUUUUUGCGUUCCUGUGUCAAAUCGUCUGUGGUUUUGUUCCCUCUCCCACAAACGUCAGUCUUGAUUGUCACAACUUUGUUAAUAUACUCUACUGGAACUACAGUAAACCAACUGAACAACUGAAAUUCAUUGUAAUGGUCAAACCUUAUGUAAGUGAUUUACAAACAGUGGAGACUUCUCAGAUGCACCUGAAUAUCAGCGAGUAUACCAGCGACCCUGCUGAUAAUUAUGUAGUGACUGUGACAGCACAUGAUGGAAAAGAGAAAUCAGAACAUGUCUCCGUUCAAUUUACCUACAGCAGUGACUUUUAUAAUGAUAACACACAUAAAUGUUCUGUGCACUUUCCAGAUGUAAAUAUGUCUGUUCAUAAAGAUAUGAUUGAUGUGUUCUUUCUGCACCCUUAUAACUUUUAUAAACAGGACAUUCUGAAGGAGGUAUUUUUGUACAGAGUCACACAUGAUCAGCGAGACAGUACAUUUGAAUGUUUAGAUGACGAAGAGCUGUGCACUGCAGUAAUCCACCUUAACCAAAGCUUUGAUGGCCAGUGCAUUGAGUUACUGUUAGAAGGGAUGAUUGCUGCUAUACAUACUAGUACCUACAGAAACGUUUGUGUCUCUGUGCACAAGCCUACUGAGACUGGCUACAUCCCGGCUGUAAUAGGAGUUGUUGUUGUGUUGCUCUUCAUUGCUGUGGGUUUUGUGUGGAUACUCUGCAAGAAGUGGUCCAGAAUUCCCCAAAUUCCCAAAAUUUUGGAGCAGAGUUACAUGACUACAACACCCCUACUAGUGCUAGAAAAGUAUUUCGCUUAUGAAAUCCCCACCAUUUCUCCAUUUCAGAAAGACAGCAGCACAUUCAUCCCUACUGACACACAAGAGGAGGUGAACCACGACACAUCUGGCCUUUCAGAAGAGCAUGUGAAUGACAUCGAAUCUGGCUAUGACAGUCGCCAAUUCCAGCUGUAGAUGAGUCCUGGCGACUUAACGCAUGAAUACCCAUGAUCACCUGUAAUUUAAUGUAUGAAACUGAAAAGUCUUGCCAUGUCUUGGGUCUGUUUCACACAUAAUGCAUGUGAGCAGCACGUGACUUCAAUGGCAGACACACAUUUAGCUUUCACGUUGACAGAUUUUCUACCGCGUGUCCAGCGGGGGGCACAAAAGCGAGUAAUUUAUUUAUUUUUUUAUCAGUGAAAAAGGGAGCACUUAAUUUUACAAACAUGUUUAGAGUUAUUAGAAAUCAUUGGUUGUAUAUAUGCCACAUACAGCAUUACUCUGAUUGCCUUAUGAGCAUUUCUAAUACAUUUGUUGUCCUUUUUGUUUUGGCAAGAUGCAAGUGACAUCUGGUUUGACAUUAAUGACUUUUAACAUCUUGCACUUUUAUUCAUACCCCUUACAUUAAUUCUAAGCUUAUUAAUCAUCUGUUUCAGAUUCUUUCUUUCUUUUUCUUGCUUGAAAUGAAGCAAAUUGCACUUAAUAGUAGUGGAUUUUGUAUGUUAAUGUAUGCAUUUCCACAGUCAUUUAAAAGACAGGAGAAAAGGGACAGAGUGUUCCUUGACUGAUGCAUCCCUGGUACUGCAUUUAUUGACAAUAUAAGUGUCUUUACGCUGCAGUGUUAAGGCAGCUCUGAAUAGAAGACUCCCUCAAUUCUGAAGUUUGUUCAGGGUCCCAGAAAAGGCAAUCCUGCACCUUAUUAACCGUUCAAAAUAUUGGCAUUUCAUUUGACAUUUACAGUAUGCAUUUGGCAGCUGCUUGUAUUCAAAGCAACUUAAAAGUCCAUUCCAGGUAUACAUUUUAUCAUUUUGAGUUUUAUCUGGGAAUCAAGCUCUUUUCUUUGCUGUGGCUUGUGCUUUGCUCUUUUAGUUGUCCUUGAUGGUGCAUUGUGAAGUUUGUACAUUGUUUUUCUUUUUCUAAAAGAUUUGUAUAUUGUGAACAUCACGUCUGUAUAUCUUGUGGGUUUGAUGUUCAUGUGAUUUAUUUAUGAUUUCAGUAUAGCAGAAAGUUAUUUUCAGUUUUCACAAAUAAAACAUUAAUAGCAACAGUGGUAUGCAACUGUGGACAAAAUAAAAAUAA